AUGGCUCCAGGCUUUGAUCCACCCCCAAAGACAGGAGUCGUGGGUUCCGAGAUAACGAGUCAUACCAUGGAAACUCCAUUCCAGCAAUCCAACAGAGCGAGCGAACAAGAAGACACGAAUGAAGCUGUUUUGACUGCUGCGGGAAACCAUAUGACAUGGCUUAAUGAUGAAACAACAUUCUUCAACAUGGUCGGCGAAUUCAGCGAUGAGUCAGGGAACAUGCUACUGCCGCUCGACAUUUCAGCCAUUGACAGUAUCCUUUUCCCUUCGAAGGACCCUGACCUCUCCAUAGCCGAAAGACUAGAAUUCAUGGCGCAUUUCACGAGCACGCAAGGAAUGAGAACUUUCGCCGAUCGGGAGUCCUUUCGGCAUCGGCAGGAAAUGGCCCGCGAGGCGUACGAGAUGCAGGCACUGCAAGGCUACAAAGUGAGGCAGGCAAAAGCCACCACACUGGAUUUGGACAUUCUCGAAGUUAAGCCUGAAGAAUAUUCCCAUGACGUGAAUGACCCAGACCCGCUGCACUCCAAAUCCCGGGAUCUGAUUGUCAACCUUCGAGAUAUCAUAUCCAACAGGACAAACGACGAUGUGAUCACUGUUGAAUGGACGCCAAUCAUAAACCAGCUGUGCAAAGAUUUCUUCCAGCCGUCAAAUAUGCGCCGCUUUCUGGAAUACUUCUGGUCUUUAUGGUACCCGCAUUGCCCUAUUGUGCACAAGCCCCUCUUCGACCCAUUUUCGGCAUCUCCGGGACUACUCUGUGUGAUGGUUAUUAUAGGAGCAUGCCUUUCGCCCGACGAAAAUGACAACCAAGCCUCUAGGAAAUGGCUUGAUAGCGUAGAGGAGUUGAUCUUUUGUCAGGUUUAUUUUCGAAGCGAUCGGGAGCUUCUCAUGGAUCAACCUGGUCAAAGAAAAGAAAUCGUGCAAUGCAUGCAGGCAGCCUACCUAGUCAGUUCCUUGCAAAAGCGGGAAGGGUCGGUAGAGGCCCAAGCAAGAAUACGAAGACAUCGACAUGCGUCUAUGGUGACGUUGGCGAGACAUAUUGGGCCGAGAAAAGCUUCGCAUCGACAUCUCGAUAUGAGCCAUACAAGUUCAAACUCUUGGUGGGAACAGUUUGCAGAGGAAGAGGAGUUAAUUCGCACAAUAAUAUUUGUGUUCCUGAUCGACGCUGCACUCACCAUACUCCACAACUCUCCACCGCGAAUGGUGGUUCCCGAGCUAAAAAUGGAUGUCGCAUGCCCAGAGUCGUGCUUUCAAGCCGAAUCCGCAUCAGAAUGCAUGAAAGAACUUCAUACAUGGGCGACAACUCGAUUUUGGAAGAGUAGACUGUCUAUUGUGUCCGUUGUUCGGCGGAUCUGCCAAUGCCCCAUCGAAGAGUCUAUUAUCGAAGACUUUGCAGGUCUCGGCACACUGAACCUGUUCACUUUGGUACAGGCAAUUCACUCCUUGAUGUUUCAACUACAUAACUCCCUUGUCUUCGAAUCAACACUAGCGCCUAUCCAGACUGGCCUCGAUAAUUGGCGCGAAAUAUGGAAUUCACGGGUUCCGGAAGAUACUGGUCUGCCUGAUACCCCCGAGAAUCUUUGGAAACGGGUAGGAUUCCUACGGCAUGCCUCUGAGUUCUGGCAAUUAGCUCGGCUCCUAAUGGGGAAGAUAAUGGCGGCCAACCAGGAUGAUGGGGAGAAUGCCGAAGAGAUGGAGCAACUAUCAAGAUACGAUCAUACGGAUAUGGGUGAGGUCAAUGAGCUGAUCAUGGAGUACAGGAGAAUGAAUCUAGGUGUUACUUGA
Molecule: messenger RNA, 1782 nt
Organism: Penicillium waksmanii
Lineage: Eukaryota; Fungi; Ascomycota; Eurotiomycetes; Eurotiales; Aspergillaceae
Product: transcription factor domain-containing protein
Exons: 4
Coding region: 1-1782 (593 amino acids)
Biological process (GO): regulation of transcription by RNA polymerase II; DNA-templated transcription
Cellular component (GO): chromatin
Molecular function (GO): zinc ion binding; RNA polymerase II cis-regulatory region sequence-specific DNA binding; DNA-binding transcription factor activity, RNA polymerase II-specific
Source: RefSeq, a predicted model, not a curated record